AUGCAAGCCAACGGGCCCCCGUCGCCGAGCAAGGCAAAGCGCUCGCGUGCCGAAAUGGAGGCUGACGGCGCCGUCUCUGCAAGAGAAGCUGCGGCCCAAGUUCAAGACGACGAUACUUCCUCCGACGACGAUGACUUCGGUCCGGCUCUCCCCUCCUCGGCGCCCAAGAGGAAAAAGCGCAAGCUGCCGUACGAAAAGCUCUAUGUCGCUGCACUGCCCGGCGCAACCCGUUACUCCAAAUCACUCAUGCAUCGCGAGCAACUGUGCUUUACCACUUUGACGCCCCACACCGACUUCCUCAUAACGAGCUCCGUCGACGGCGUGGUCAAGUUUUGGAAGAAGGACUUUGGCGGUAUAGAGUUUGUCAAGGAGUUCAGGGCGCACAAUGGCGAAAUCAAGUCUGUCAACGUGAGCGCCGACGGCCGUAGCUUUGCCACUGCAGGCGCCGACAAGACGAUCAAAAUCUUUGACGUCGUCACCUUCGAUCUCCUGGCCAUGCUGACCGUCGAGUAUACCCCUCGCGCGGUUUGCUGGCUGCAUGGCCGAGGCGCAAGCUUUCCUCAACUCGCCGUCAGCUCCGAAGAGAAUGGUUGGAUCCGCAUAUACGAUGGCAGGGGGGAGAAUCCGGAGCCUCUGCAAACGCUCAAGAGUGUGCACAGGGCGUCGGUCAGCAUAAUGGCAUACAACAAUGAAUUCGACUGUGUCGUAAGCGUCGAUCAAGGGGGUAUGGUCGAGUACUGGAGACCCAAUGGAAAUUAUGAAAAGCCAGACAACGUAUGGUCGCUGAAGAGCUCCACCAACUUGUUCGAGUUCAAAAAGUCAAAAUGUGUGCCCUCGUCGCUUACCAUAUCCCCCUCUGGGAAGCAGUUUGCCACCUUUUCCUUUCCUGAUCGAAAGGUCCGCGUCUUCGAUUUUGCAACGGGCAAACUCUAUCGCACAUACGAUGAAUCAGUUGAAACCAUCACGAGCAUGCAACAGGCCGGCACCGCUGUCCAACACCUAGAGGACAUGGAGUUUGGUCGACGGAUAGCCAUCGAGAGAGAGCUUGACCAGCCUACUACAAGAGGUCGCAUGAAUGUCAUAUUUGACGAGACAAGUAAUUUCAUCCUAUAUGGCAGCAUGUACGGAGUCAAAGUCAUCAACACGCUGACUAACAAGCUCGUGAAGCUGUACGGCCAAGAAGAAUCCAUCCGACCGCUAUGGCUGUGUCUCUAUCAAGGUCAACCAGAGAAAAAGGGUGUCGUCACGGUCGAAAUGGCAGCGAGCGAGAACCCACUGCUUCAAGAAGCCGAGGCGAGAGACGCCAUGCUGGUCUCUACAGGUUCUGGCAAGGUCCGCUUCUACAUGUACACCAACGAUGCCAGCGCUACCAAGUCGACCCGUGACGUACAGAACGAGAAACCUCGUGCCGCUGGCGCCAAUAAACAAAAGAAUGAUAAAACACUCGCUGCGACGGGUACGACGGCAACACUUCACACUACCUAUGGUGACAUCACCAUUCGCCUCUUCCCAGACGCUGCGCCCAAGGCCGUGGAGAAUUUCGUCACCCACGGGCGCAAUAACUACUACAACAACGUCAUCUUCCACCGCGUAAUCCGCAAAUUCAUGAUACAAACCGGUGACCCACUUGGCGACGGUACAGGCGGGGAGAGUAUCUGGGGCAAGGAAUUUGCAGACGAGUUCUCCAACUUGAAACAUGACAAACCCUAUACGGUGAGCAUGGCGAAUGCUGGGCCAAAUUCGAAUGGAAGUCAAUUCUUCAUUACAACUGAAAAGACUCCCUGGCUCGACAACAAACACACCAUCUUUGGAAGGGCGAUUGCAGGUAUGGACGUUAUUCACAAGAUCGAGAACACCAAGGUGUACAAGGAGAAGCCGGAGGAGGAUAUCAAGAUUAUCAGUGUCUCCAUCUCUUGA
Messenger RNA from Alternaria postmessia, 1917 nucleotides. RefSeq lists its product as uncharacterized. Gene Ontology annotation, biological process: protein folding; protein peptidyl-prolyl isomerization. The transcript is spliced from 3 exons. The record is from RefSeq and is a predicted model, not a curated record. Lineage: Eukaryota; Fungi; Ascomycota; Dothideomycetes; Pleosporales; Pleosporaceae. The coding region runs from base 1 to 1917 and encodes 638 amino acids. Gene Ontology annotation, molecular function: peptidyl-prolyl cis-trans isomerase activity; protein binding.